AUUUGUGACCCAGAUCAAAUCACUCGUGUUGUAUUUUUUGUUGGUAAUGCAGGUUGCCUGGGUUCACGUGGACCGGAAGAUGGUGAUCGCCAUUCACGAGAAGGUGACGACGAGGAUCCCACGCUUCGGGGUGUCGUUCGACGGUGACAAGACCACCUGGCGACUCCACAUUUACAACGUGCACGAGGAUGACAAGGGCAAAUACAUGUGCCAGCUCAACACCAUCCCGAUGCAGGCCCAGAUCGGGAUCCUCAAUGUCGUUGUCCCUCCGUGGAUCGACGAUCAGAUGUCGUCGGCGUCGACGAUCUCAGUGCCCGAGAACAGCGACGUGAUGCUGCAGUGUCACGCCAGGGGCUUCCCGACACCGUCGAUCGAGUGGCGACGCGAGGACGACCUGCCGAUCCGUCUCAAGUCCCGCGGCGCAGGAGCUUAUGUCAAACCUGGGCUUGUACCUGUUUAUUACUCCAUAAUCUCACAAAAGAAAAACCCGCUCAUCAGUCAGUUUUUCUUGGCUUUGUCGGCGGAAUCCCCGGCUGGUCCUAAUAAGCCGCAAAUCUCCGCUAAGGACGCCAACAAGCGUCGAAGGCAGAAGAAAAACGACGGAUAA
Notodromas monacha is the source of this 607-nucleotide messenger RNA. The record is from the annotation of a GenBank genome assembly. NCBI's taxonomy places the organism in Eukaryota, Metazoa, Arthropoda, Ostracoda, Podocopida, Cyprididae.